Messenger RNA from Vanessa tameamea, 519 nucleotides. RefSeq lists its product as uncharacterized. The transcript has 2 exons. Gene Ontology annotation, cellular component: nucleus. Bases 1 to 519 code for a protein of 172 amino acids. Gene Ontology annotation, molecular function: DNA binding. The record is from RefSeq and is a predicted model, not a curated record. NCBI's taxonomy places the organism in Eukaryota, Metazoa, Arthropoda, Insecta, Lepidoptera, Nymphalidae.
AUGGCUGGCCAGGACUGGUUUCAUCGCUUCAUGCAAAGGAACAAAAAAUUAACUAUUCGGAAGCCGGAGGGUCUCACAAAAGCAAGGAUUGAUGGUAUGAAGAAGGAGAAAGUGACAUACUUCUUUAAUACUUUGGAAACAGUAGUAGAUAACAACAAUUUAAGAGGAAGACCUGAAUCCCAAAAAGGUGCUAAAGAUGUUGUCAGCAUGACCAGUGUUGAACGAGGUGAAAAUGUAACCGUCCUAGCCUGUAUAAAUGCAACAGGACAGUACAUACCUCCAUAUGUUAUAUUCAAAGGUGUACGUAAACGUUACGAUUUACUCCUAGGUAUGCCACCUGGUACUGAAGUGGCCAUGACAGAAAAGGGCUGGGUUACCGAAGAAGCUUUUAAGUUGUGGCUGCAACAUUUCAAUCGCUACCGGACCCCAGGAAAAGUAAUUCUAAUUUUGGAUGGACACGCGUCUCACACCACGCGGGGAAAUGGACCACAUAUAUGUGAAUUAUGUGCCGAUACUUAA